Quercus lobata is the source of this 990-nucleotide messenger RNA. Its product is annotated as auxin-responsive protein SAUR76. The record is from RefSeq and is a predicted model, not a curated record. Gene Ontology annotation, biological process: response to auxin. The coding region runs from base 90 to 446 and encodes 118 amino acids. NCBI's taxonomy places the organism in Eukaryota, Viridiplantae, Streptophyta, Magnoliopsida, Fagales, Fagaceae. The transcript has a single exon.
CUUAGCCUAGAAGAAAACCCACUCUCCUUCUUUCUCUUUCUCAAAGACAAAGUCUUUCAGGCUUAUAAUUUGUCAUAAGCCAAAAAAAAAUGGCCAAAGGAGGCAAGCUGACCAAGCUGAAGUCAGUUCUAAAGAAAUGGAACUCAUUCAGCAACAAACAAAGCCGUCACAACGUGAGCUCCAUUGCUUGUGACGAUGACUCCUCUUGUAGCAGAGACCUCCACCCCGUCUAUGUCGGCAAGUCAAGGCGGCGCUACCUUGUCACCUCCGAUGUCAUUGACCACCCUCUCUUCAGAGAGCUAGUGGAGAGGUCCGGCGACUCUGAUGACGACACAAUCAAUGUCUCAUGUGAGGUCGUUUUGUUCGAGCACUUGCUUUGGAUGCUUGACAAUGCUGAUCCACAGCCAGAGUCUUUGGAUGAGCUCGUUGAGUUCUACGCCUGCUGAGCAAGGCUGCUAUAUUGGUUUCUUUAUCUGCAAUGCAUGGUAACUCUUAGCUGGGCCUCGGUGACUUCAAAUAACUAAGAGGGUGUGGGAUUUAAUUUUAUAUAUUUAUAUGUUAUAUAUAUAUAUAUAUAUAUAUAUAUGGGUGAUGAUGAUGAUGAUUCUCUCUAAACUCGUCCACACGCUAUAAAUUUGUACAUUCUUUAAUUUGAAGCUUAAUUAGCGAUGUAGAGACAAAUGAAAGAUAGAGAAGAAAGGGCAUGUUGAGCAUUUGAGUGAUUGAAACGGUGAGGAUUAAGGGUUUUUUUUUUGGUUUUUGCUUAAUGAAAAAGGGGGUCUUAUCGACUCCACUCUACGUAACGGCAAUGAGUAAUAUCACACCUUACUGGCGGUGAGGAUUAAGUUAAGUAAACCAUUUUCACCCCGGCUAUUCUUUUGGCUCGACUGCCUUUCUUUGUUCAUUUGUACUCAUAUCAUAAUGUUUAAUUAUUUCCUAAAUUUCUGUAUAAUUAGACAUAUUUUCAUUGAUGAGAAUUGCUGCUUGUUA